AGAGUUACUGAAAGUGGAGAAACGUUUCAACAACGUGAGUUGUGUUGACUUCACUUCACUGUUGCUGAUUAAAAUACUUCAGCGACACUUAAAAAAUAUAAACAGCCACGACAUAAACCCGCUGUGAAGACAAGCAGGGCUGUCACUAUGGCUCUAAAUAAGUCCAUGCAUUCUCGGAACCGGUACAAGGACAAACCUCCGGACUUUGCUUACCUGGCCUCCAAAUAUCCAGACUUCCAACAGCAUGUGCACACCAGCCUCACAGGAAGACCCGUUGUGAACUUUAAAGAGCCAGAGGCAGUGCGAGCUCUAACCUGCACCCUGUUAAAAGAGGACUUCGGUUUGACCAUUGAGAUCCCUCUGGAGCGCCUCAUACCCACUGUCCCGCUGCGCCUCAACUACAUCCACUGGGUGGAGGACCUCAUCGAUGGCCAGAAGCAACUGCGCAGAGGCAUAGACAUCGGCACCGGGGCGUCUUGUAUCUACCCCUUGUUGGGGGCUACAAUGAAUGGCUGGUACUUCCUUGCUACAGAGGUGGAUGAUAUCUGCUUUGACUAUGCAAAAAAGAACGUGGAGCAGAACAACCUGUCUGACCUGGUUAAAGUGGUGAAAGUCCCUCAGAAGACUUUGCUGAUGGAUGCCUUGAAAGAAGAGACUGAAAUAGUUUACGACUUUUGCAUGUGCAACCCUCCAUUUUUUGCCAACCAGUUAGAAGCAAAGGGGGUAAACUCCAGGAACUCACGGCGACCUCCUCCCAGUUCAGUGAACACAGGUGGGGUGACGGAGAUCAUGGCAGAGGGUGGUGAACUGGAGUUUGUCAAGAGGAUCAUUCAGGAUAGCCUGCAGCUCAAGAAACGUCUUCGGUGGUACAGUUGCAUGUUGGGGAAGAAAUGUAGCCUGGCACCUUUGAAAGAGGAGCUGAAGAAGCAAGGGGUGCCUAAAGUGACCCACACUGAGUUCUACCAGGGACGGACUAUGCGGUGGGCGCUGGCCUGGAGUUUCUAUGACGAUGUGACUGUUCCAUCUCCUCCCAGUAAGAAGCGUAAACUGGAAAAGUCCCAGAAACCGCUGUCGUUCACUCUACCAGAGGCGGGACUGAUAGAGCUCCAGGCCAAGGCCUCGGUUGCAGGCUGCACUUCUUGCAGCCCCGUGGACAGCGUCACCGCCCUGCUGGAGAAGACCCUCACUGAGCUGCGGGUGUUACAUAAACGGGUCCCUUGCGGAAAGCGUGAGCAGAGCCUCUUUCUGACCGCUGUUGAGAACACGUGGAUUCACGGACGGCAGAAGAGACGAGAACAGAAACGUCAGUUGAGAGAGCUUCCUAGGGCACCUCACUGCGCUGGAACCAGUUCUCAACCCAGUGUGGUCACACCUGCUACCGGCACUCCCUCCCAAAAUCAUCCCGCCUCCACAUCAAACAGCAACAGUCAGGAUGAUGAUGAGAGCAAAACUACGUCUUCACACGAAUCAAGAAAAGAGGAAAAGAAUGAACCUGGGGAACAAGAAGAAGUUUCAGAAAAUGUAAAAAGUGAGGAUGUGGACAUGGAAUCCUCCACGUGUGCAGAAACAGGUCAGGAAACGGACCUGAAGGAAACGUCUGCUGCAGCUGGUGAAACACCCCCCACACGCCCUCAGAGCCCCAGUGUGGUUGAAAACUUCCUGUUCAAGUGUCUGCUGAAUGUGAUGCUGGAGGAACGUGAUGUAGUGAUUGAGAUGCACUGGGUCGAGGGUCAGAACAAAGACCUGAUGAACCAGCUGCGUACUUACCUGAGGAACACUCUUUUAAAAUCUGUUUCAAAGGCUUAAUGUUCAGAGGGAAAGGACCUGUUUUCAAAUGGUUUAUUUAGACAUUAUUCAGUGAAGUAUUAAUUUUAGGGAUGUUUUUUAGUUUUUCAUAAACUAUUAAACUACUGGAGAAUUAUUAUACCAGUAGAAUUCCAUAAUCUGAUCAUCUUUAUUUAGCUUUUUAAGAUAUUAUACAGAUUAUCCUAAUACUUUGUUCUCAAAGUUGUCAAAAUAUUUGGAAUAAAUGAAACUUUUUAUAAAAAUGUUUGCAUUUUUGGGUUGCAUUUUGAAGUACCCUAUGAUGAUGCAGUAUCUCUGAAUGGCCAC
Messenger RNA from Melanotaenia boesemani (Boeseman's rainbowfish), 2112 nucleotides. RefSeq names its product methyltransferase 16, N6-methyladenosin (gene mettl16). Gene Ontology annotation, biological process: rRNA base methylation. Gene Ontology annotation, molecular function: 23S rRNA (adenine(1618)-N(6))-methyltransferase activity. The transcript is spliced from 10 exons. Gene Ontology annotation, cellular component: nucleus. The coding region runs from base 148 to 1806 and encodes 552 amino acids. NCBI's taxonomy places the organism in Eukaryota, Metazoa, Chordata, Actinopteri, Atheriniformes, Melanotaeniidae. The record is from RefSeq and is a predicted model, not a curated record.